AUGCGGCUUCUACAGAUACUUGGCCUGGCAGGCUGUGCGACGGCACAAUUCUCAUUCCCUGGAAAGGCGGCGUCGUUGGAGCUCAAUAAGCAGAUUGAAAUCAAGUGGAAUUCGGCUGGUCUGGAGGGUCCGAUUGCCAUUACUUUGGUGCCGGCAGGACUGGUAGGACAAUCUGUUGUUGCGCAGCAGAUUGCAGUUGGCAUUCAGAAUAGCGGAUUGAUAACAUGGACGCCUGACGUUAGCAUUACCGCCUUCCCAGGCUUCAACAUGGUGAUUAUCGACGCCAAAGCAAAGGCAGUCGUGUCCGAAGAGUUCAUCAUACCGGGUCUGGUGCAGAAGCCAGGGACGGUGACACGCGUGGUUCCCGUGGUCACGAGCAAAGUAGUCACCGAUAGCAGCGGCGUGGUGGCAACGAACUUGGUGACCAGUGUGGGCAGUACUUUGUUACCGCUGCCUACUGGGCCGAUCAAACUGCACAUGUCCGGGACGCAGGUUCUUGAUAAGCUCGUGACGGGUGUGAAUGGGGCAGCUCCCACGCCUUCGGAGGAGAUAAACAAGGAUGGCCAGAAGGAAGGGCUGUUGCCUCUGCCUGGAGUGGAUGGGAAUGCUCAGCAGCCGCUGGGGGGGUUGAAGCCGCUGCCGAAUGUAGUCUUGAGCUCGACGACUUCGGCAGCUGUAUCGACGCAGACACAGGAGAACAACAACAAUAACAACGGCAAUAACAAUAACAACAACAAGAAUGGAAACGACAUGAACGGUGGCAAUCGGGGAAACAACAAGAAGCAAGGGAACAGGAACAAGAACAAGAAUUCAAACAAAGGCAACAACAACAACAACAACAACAACAACGGCAACAACAACGGCAACAACAGCGGCAACAACAGGAACCAACAAGACGGAAAUUCCAAGGGUGCUAAAUCCGAGAGCAACAAUGGCAAAAACUCCAACAAGAACAAGUCCAACUCGAUGAUGGCCAAGCUCAAACGAUCCCCAGACAUGUCAGCCAUGCAGCUCCCCGCUCUUAAGGCCAAGAACGUCGUUCCGUCGCCAACCCAGGCACAGGUCAAAGCCAGGGGUGAACCGGAGGCAACGCAGGCAGACAUCAGAAUCACCCUGACGCCGGCUUCCCCCUCAGACCCUGUACGAGUAAUUGACGUACCUGGCGCCAAAGGCAACAACAACAACAACCUUCAAACGUCGCGCAGUCCAAGGGUCUCGUUCACGCUUCCGACGGCUGCUACGAGGACCAUUACCACUGCGAUUGUGCCUUCGGGGGCAAAAAAUCGUGCUAGUACGGACAACACGCAAGGCGGAGGUCGUCAAGGGGCUAGUGGGGACGGCAGUUCCGAGUCAACAGAGAUGGGAUUGGCUGUCAAGGUUGGUCCAGGGAAUAUCUUGGGCGUUGUUGCUUUGGUUGUGGGCGUUUUGAUGCUGUGA
Messenger RNA from Pochonia chlamydosporia 170, 1437 nucleotides. RefSeq lists its product as hypothetical. NCBI's taxonomy places the organism in Eukaryota, Fungi, Ascomycota, Sordariomycetes, Hypocreales, Clavicipitaceae. The record is from RefSeq and is a predicted model, not a curated record. The coding region runs from base 1 to 1437 and encodes 478 amino acids. The transcript has 3 exons.